Molecule: messenger RNA, 866 nt
Organism: Castor canadensis (American beaver)
Lineage: Eukaryota; Metazoa; Chordata; Mammalia; Rodentia; Castoridae
Gene: Orc4
Product: origin recognition complex subunit 4
Biological process (GO): DNA replication initiation; DNA replication
Cellular component (GO): nucleus; nuclear origin of replication recognition complex
Molecular function (GO): ATP hydrolysis activity; ATP binding; DNA replication origin binding
Source: RefSeq, a predicted model, not a curated record
GAUUUGAAUUUGUCGAAAUGAGUAAUCGUAAAUCAAAGAGUAACAACUUAAUACACACAGAGUGCCUUUCACAGGUACAAAGAAUUUUACGGGAAAGAUUUUGUCAUCAGAGUCCAAAUAGUAACCUAUUUGGAGUACAAGUACAAUACAAACACUUAAUUGAGCUGCUAAAAAGAACAGCUAUCCAUGGAGAAAGUAACUCUGUACUCAUUAUUGGACCCCGAGGAUCAGGAAAGACUUUGUUAAUAAAUCAUGCAUUAAAAGAACUCAUGGACAUAGAAGAAGUGAGAGAAAAUGUAUUACAAGUUCACCUAAAUGGACUGCUACAGAUCAAUGAUAAAAUUGCUCUCAAGGAAAUCACAAGGCAAUUAAGUUUGGAAAAUGUAGUUGGAGAUAAAGUUUUUGGAAGCUUUGCUGAAAACCUUUCAUUUCUUCUGGAUGCUUUACAAAAAGGUGACCGGACUAGCAGUUGCCCAGUGAUCUUCAUAUUAGAUGAGUUUGAUCUGUUUGCUCAUCAUAAAAACCAAACACUCCUCUAUAAUCUUUUUGAUAUUUCUCAGUCUGCACAGACUCCAGUAGCAGUUAUUGGUCUUACAUGUAGAUUGGAUAUUUUGGAACUCUUGGAAAAAAGAGUGAAGUCAAGAUUUUCUCAUCGGCAAAUACACUUAAUAAAUUCAUUUGGUUUUCCGCAGUAUGUUAAAAUAUUUAAAGAACAAUUAUCUCUACCUGCAGAAUUUCCAGAUAAACUUUUUGCUGAGAAGUGGAAUGAGAAUGUUCAGUGUCUCUCAGAAGAUGGAAGUGUACGAGAAGUUCUACAGAGACAUUUCAAUGUCAGCAAAAACCUGAGGUCAUUACACAUGCUCUUG